This is a messenger RNA of Clupea harengus (Atlantic herring), 4105 nucleotides long. RefSeq names its product interleukin 23 receptor (gene il23r). Lineage: Eukaryota; Metazoa; Chordata; Actinopteri; Clupeiformes; Clupeidae. The record is from RefSeq and is a predicted model, not a curated record. Gene Ontology annotation, molecular function: protein binding. The coding region runs from base 1608 to 3449 and encodes 613 amino acids. The transcript is spliced from 14 exons.
AUAUGGCACUUAAUUAAUAUUCAUGCAGCAGGAAAACAAUUAUGUUUAUAUUUGUGUUUUGCCUCUUUGAAUUUGUGUCAGAUGUUAGAGUGAAUGUGAAGACUAUUGAAGAACACUCUCUGGAUUUAGUUGCGUUUGGUCCUUAUGUGAAAGUUACAGCCUGACAGUACGAUUUGGCUGUGGUUCCUCUUCUUCUUUUACAGACCAAAACACAACGGCCUUUUUCUGACCUUAUGAGGCCUAAUAAACCUGUGAUGGAACGUCCCAAAACAUGUCACAAGAAUCACCUUGAUAAAAAGCCUGAGUGAGCUCAAAGCAGCAGAAUGGAUGUUUCACCGCCAAGCUGGACUGCUUUCAUGAUUCUCUGUUUAACCUCCAUCAUACAUCCCAACUGGUGUCUUUUGGAGGUGGACUGUAAGGGGAAACUUACGGUGGACCCUGGCCCACUGGUGGAAUGGGGGUCCUCCUUGAGCGUCUUCUGCCAGAUCAACGAGUGCAGCGCAACUCAAAACCCAUUCUCCAUAAAGCUCAACCAACAGCUGCUGCACCCUCUGGAGCAGAACUGCUCGACAGCCAGGUUCCACAUAUCCAACAUGACUGACUUGAAGUCCACUCUGGUUUGUUUAGUGGGGGUACAAGUGGUCUGUGGCUUAGACCUGCGAUCUGGAUGUAGGUUGCUUUAACUUUAACUUUAAGCUAAAGCUGUGUAAAUAUAUGUUUACUUUAAGUAUUAGAUUCAAUUAAUAUUAUCAAAAGGUCAAAAUUAUCCGAAUAUCUGGAUGCAUUUUUACUUAUGCCGUUAAAUGAAUCAAUUUCAGACACAUUCAUUUGAAAAUUAUUUGUAAUAUUCGUCACUAAUAAUUACGCCUAUGUAUCCCAAAUUACGCUGUAGGCUAUGUAGUAUGGACAAAUAUUUCAUGAAUUAAUUCAUUGAGAAACAUUAAUCGAUUGAAGAAAUAUUCAAAGAAUGAUGAUCCAACUGCUGUCAAGUCUGAGGGAUGUGUGUCAUGUUUUCCUUCCCAGUUCACCCAGCCAAAGCGACCCAGUUCAACUGUUUCACACCGAUAAAGUCUGCCACCAUCAACUGCUCUUGGAUGACAGGAAGGGAACCCUUCCUUCCCACAGACUACUCCGUCAUAUUCAGCAGUGUAAAUGGAAGCAAGUCUUUUACAUGUCAGCACCCAGGCUGCAGCUCCAUCACCAUACCACGAGCUAGCUUCAGUGAGAGAGACAAGUAUGAAGUGCACGUGAUUGCGCAAAACGCCCUGGGAGUCUCCACCUCUGAUCUCUUCACCUUCUCCGUCAGAGACAUAGUGAUCCCCAAUGCCCCCAGGAUCACAGGGGUCAACUUCACUCACAUCAAUGGCUCCUGUUUCCUUAUGAGCUGGAGCAACUCAGACUCUUCCAAGCAUGUGUGUCACCGCAUUCACCUUGGCAGGGAGCUGAUCUGGGUAAGGCAUUGACAUGGUGCUCAACGUCUACACCACACUGUACAGUUUCUGUUUUUAUGACGUACAUAUUUAGCCUCUCAUACACAGCCAUCCUUCUCCAUUGUAUGCCCCAUAAUUCACAUUUUCCAGAAGUUCCCCCACAGCAGUGGAGCUAACAUGAUCGUGAUGUGUUUUUUGUUCAUGUAUCAGGUGGGAAAUGCCACCCAGAGAGAUGGUGGUGCAGGUAGUGCACUAAUAGAGGGCCUGAAGCCCAUGACUACGUACCAGAUUGAGUUGAGGGUGUGCACCCCAGUGCCCAAGCCAAAGUGCAGCCUGUGGAGUGAACCCGUAGUGGCCGUCACCCCAGGGAUUGCACCAGCACAUAAGCCUGACGCAUGGAGAACCGUUGGCCACACAGAGGAGCAUGGCGUUCAGAAUGUGACCGUGUUCUGGAAGCCCAUGGAAUCUCAGGAUUUCCGAACGCUACAUUAUGAGGUGUCGUACCGGCAGCACGGCCAGAGCCCUGUCCCUGUCCCCUGUCCACUCAAUGUCUCGGAGGUGCAGCUUCAGCUACCAGCCCAAGUGAAGGAGCUCACCCUUACUCUCGUGACAUCAGCGGGGAGGUCCCCCCCUGCCUCUCUGAGUCUAACCCACACAAAUGUUCCAGCUCCUGUAGUGACAGUCUCCUCACCACAAGAGGGCAGUGUGUUUCUGUCCUGGCUUUGGCGAAUGAAGCCUGAGGUAACAGGGUUUCCACUGGGAUAUGUAGUCCAGUGGCAAUGCAAGGCCUCUCAGGUCCAAUGGAAACGACUGUCCAGAGACUGUAACUCAACAGAUAUCAGUGGUUUGAAACCAGGCUGGAGAUAUGAAGUGUUGUUACAUGCUGAGACCACUAGAGGGCUCUCUGAACCUGCCUUAGUUCAAGUGUACUCAGAGGAGAGAAAGCCGCUGUCGGGACCGAAGGCCUUUAUUCUGAGCUCUGACUUAAAGCACAUUCUUAUCCGAUGGGAGGAGCCUACCCUUGAGCACCAGAGGGGGUUUCUCACCCACUAUACCAUCUACAUCCGCACGCAUGGCACUGGGAGCUUUAAGCCAAUGUUUAAGGUUGAGGCUUCAUCUACAAGAGAGAAGUUACUGGAGACUCUGGACACUGGCUUUGACCUUUGUAUAUCGACCUGGAACACUGCGGGAGAAGGACCUAGAGGGGAUUCUGUCACCUAUCUGCAGCAACGUUCUCUCAAAGAUGGAGUGUUUGUCGGGAUUUGGGUGGUGGCUGCUGUUCCCUUGGUGCUUGUAGCCAACCUGAUGUGCUUGAAAUGUGCUCGUAGAAGAAUAAGAGCAGCGUGCUUAAUGGUCGGACCAGUAUGGCUUUUUGAGAAAUUUCCAAAGGUUGGAAAUAGUAAUGCCAUCAAAUUACUGAAGGACGAGAGGUGCGGCUCAGACUCCCUCUGGAUGUCGGUGUGCAGCGACAGCGACCCGCCCCUCUCCCCCAUGGAGGACAUCCCAGAGCCCGCCGCCCCGAUGUUCCUCUUCACCUCCAUCCACGCCAAAGAAAAAGGCCCGGACGUCCGCGUGGCCAAACCGGAGAUUGUGGAUCCUUACAAACCGCAGUGGGAAGACUCGUGUGAAGUCAGCGCCACCCUGCUACCUGGAACCCCUGAGAUGGAGCCUGAGGAGGGCACAGAGGAGGAGCGCCCCAUCUGGGAAUGUCUCCCACAGCCUUCCUGUGGGACGGAUAUUGGGCUUGGUGACGUGACCCUAGGAGGCUUUGAGAGGCUAGGUGUCACAGGGGACCUUCUUAGCCUCCUGGAGGACAAGCAAAGGGGGGCGGAGUGGCACAUGAAUGAGAAUGGUGGCAUGGGGGAGGUAGAUGGUUUCUCAUUGGCCUUGCUGACUGAGGGGCAGACUGUGUUGCCCAAUAAGCUGCUGAGCUCCCUGAAGGGGGAGAUGCUGGAGUCACUGCAGAUAAACCCCUACUCUCCUCAAGGAUGUUGGUUUAACGUUGCACAGAAUACUUAAUGGAGGCUUUAGGACUCAGAGAACUAGAGAGACCUCUUCACAGGAGAAUGUACUUUGCCAUGCGGGCACUUUGUACUGUAAAUGUACAAAGCAAUUUGAAUUGAAAGCAUUAUGUCAGACUGUAACUAUUGUGCCUUAGCCAAAAAGUGCAUAAAGGAUGGUACCUCAUUGAUUAAUGCCAUAAUAAUUCUACAAGACAGUGCUAUGUAUCUGACUGUCAAAUACACUUGACACUUUUCACCUCUGCUUCAUGUAACUGGAAAUGUUAAAGACUAUAUGAGCGAUAAGCACUCUGAUCUUAUUGUGUAUACUCAGACUACAACCUAUAACCUCAUCUCAGACUUUUCCGUGUACCUUUUUGUAAGUAUAAGAUUGUGCUACCCUGACGGAGGGUUUGAGUAGUCAGUUUUGUUUCUCUCUGUCUUCAUCUCUCUGUGAUGACCUCUCUCUUCCCGUUAUUUAUUUCCCAUUCUAACACAUCUUACUUUUCUAUUUUGCCAAAGGAAAAUCAUUCAUGAAAAACACAUUUAUGAACAGGCCCAGAAGUUUUCUCUUAAAUCCUCUCUGUAUAAAACUUUUCAAGCGUUUUCUCACAGAUGCAUGUAUGUUUCUGCAGAUGUCAUUUGGUGGUGAUAACAUCUUUUUGUAUCCCUUAA